UAUAUGUACGGAUGAGUACGUACCUCCUCUUGUAUCUGGAUACUCCUCAGUCCUCAAUAAAUAGUUAUUCAAACUUCCUUAAAUUAACAACACAACUAUUCUCUUAAAUCCAAUAAAUAGUUGAGAGCUAAGUGUAUCCUUCAUUAAUUACUAAACUUCAGACGUCUUGAAGCUUGCUAGUCAACAAUGUCUUCUGCAAAACAAGUUCGUAAUGUGGCCCAACUCAAUAACAAGCAGGAAGCAAAGGUUGGUGAGGCAAUCAUUGAAGCAAAAAAUGUUCUUGCAAACAAGAACAAAAUUGCAAACGGGAGCCAGGAUCAGGCUGCUAAGGUCGCAGGUGUCCUGCGUAAUGAUCAGUCGCGGGAAAUAGUGUUAUUGGACACCCACAACUAUGAAAUAGGAAAAUUCCUAACCCCCCCACCUCAGAGUGUCCUUCCACAUGAUAACGCAUCGUUUGUGCACGAGGGUGUACAUGUUCCAUUCGUUCCCACCCCACCAUCAGGCUCCAAGGCUGCAAUCAAGUAUACUCACAAAGCUGGGAACGAGAAAUCUGAUGGUGAUCAACUUGGAUGGCUCUUAUCUUGGUACAGGCCUGAUGAUGCUGAUGAAUCUAGUAAGAUCUAUGCGGAAGCUGGGUCUUUCGAUAAGAUCUCGAAGAUGGGUUGGCGUGAAAUUGAAGAUAAGUUGAAUGCAUCUGGGACCAUAAGUCGCUACUGGGACAACGAUACAGGUGCUGCAGUAUCUGCUAAAAUCCAGGAUGAGGGCAACAAAACCGCUUCUAUUGGUUGUCACAUUGAGGUCAUGGAUGACUGAUUAAGUCGACCACGCAAACAAGUACUAUAACAGUUAGUACUGCAUCAUCAUAUAUUAACUUAUGUGAUCGAUCUACCUAAUUUAGCAACCAAGGAGCACUAAGAAUUUUACGACUUCGUAUUUAAGCAGCAUUCUCUAUGAUGCAACAACUAUCGUAGUGUAUAAUACAUAUGAAUAAAUAAUGCUCUCGGUUUUGUGUUUUGAAA
Messenger RNA from Beta vulgaris subsp. vulgaris (sugar beet), 1019 nucleotides. RefSeq lists its product as hypothetical. The record is from RefSeq and is a predicted model, not a curated record. The transcript has 3 exons. The coding region runs from base 187 to 813 and encodes 208 amino acids. Lineage: Eukaryota; Viridiplantae; Streptophyta; Magnoliopsida; Caryophyllales; Amaranthaceae.